GUACUUAUAUCGCGUCGAUGGCGAGCAACGUCCGUCCUCGCUCAACGCCUUCUGUGACGUCCAACGCGACGAAGUCGAAUCAGCAACAGCAACAGCCGCAAGCGACACUCGCAAAGCGUCUCCUCUUUCCACACUUACCACCAGGCUCAGACUUGCCGCCGUUGUUUGCUUCACCAACAUGCUCUCCCGAACUUAACGCUGAGGCCUAUGAUUUUCUUGCCCUUGCUUUGCGCGCCUUCGUCAAUACGUGGUGGACCAAGAUUACUCGUUAUGACAGGGAAUUGCUUCCUGAAAUCACGAUUAUCCUUACGACCAUCCUCAGGACCCUCGAAACACGUCUACUAUCCACUGACUUCUCCCUAUUCAUCUUUUCGGUUGUCCCUGCUCUAAUAACCCAACACUAUCGCGACUACCGCCACGCCGCAUCCAAAGUAUCUACCUCGUAUGCAAUGGGUGGCGCUGUACCCCUUCCACACCUCUUUCACCAGCUGCAGCCUCACGUAGCAGUUUCUCCCGAGGGUAAAAUUGACGAGGAAUACUUUCGCCAGGCAUUCGACCACGUACUUAAAUUAUGCCUCCCCCCUCAGGAUUAUGCUCCAGAGGCUGAGCGAUAUAUCGUGCGUGAAAUCAUCCUCAAGGUAGUAGUAAAGGAUGUUAUCCCGCGAGUCACCCAGCCUUGGUUUAUUCAGAGAACAAUUCUGGACUUGCUCGGUCCAUCCCUUGAUGCAGAGUCUGACAAGCCUCCAGACGUAUCACCGCCGUCUCAUACUCAUCACGCUCAUUUCUCUUUUCAUUCCCUCCUUGUAUUCUUCCUGUCUGCCGUGCAGUCCAUCUCUGGGAUAGGCCUAGCUCUUGUUCAAACAUAUAAACAGACGCUUAGUACCAUCAAACUCGUUAACCAUUCCACGCGCCCAACAGUUACUCAUCGGCGAGCAAGUGAACCAUGGAGGAUAGCUCGUCAGGCUCCUGCAUCACCCGUGAGGAGUGCAAGAUCAGUCUCACCACCUUCUUCAUCAUAUGCCUCAGCGGCAUCCUCUACCCCAUCCCUGCGCGCAGAGAUUCCUCCACGCAACCCUCAGAGUUUAUUCAGUCAUUAUGCUCGAGAGCCUCUCGCAAUGAUAUCGGAACUGUUUACAAUGCACCAACGCUUUGCCACAAGCGCAGUAAUGCAUACGUUGUGCAUGAUCUAUGCGGCCAUGACACCGUUCGUCGACCGACUCUUGACCCACAUACUCUAUACUCGAAUUUUGUGCGCAUCCUCUAUAUUAUUUGUACUACGACUGUCCAAGCGUACAUUGUUCCCAGAUGGAUACCCAGGCCCACCUGCAAUCGAUCCCACCCCAGAAGAACAAAUUAUUAUUCACCAGCAGCUACUUCGGCGAUUGCGCGAACAGGUGCCUGCGUUUGUGGCCCCCGUCCUCCUUGGACCAUCGCCUGAACGCACUCUUGAGGAAAUUAUCGAUCCCCUCGGUGACGCUGCGUGUAAUAUGCAUCUGGCAGUAUUUAUCAUGGACGCUUUAUUAUUGUCCAUUUUCCCAGAGAUGGGAGUAGAAGGGAGUGUCGGACAUGCUGAUAUGGAUGUACCAGAGAGGUUAGAUGACGGGAAGGACUGGUCACCAGAGAUAAGUCGAACUACGUCGGCGAUGGCUCCAUAGCGAUGUCAAGAUUAUUCCGGAGUUUCUAAGAUUUUCCCGAGUUUCCUCGCGGAACCGUGAAGAAAUGCCGCGUAUUUGUCUGUAUUUAUUGACGUCACACGGUACGCUAUAUAUCGUC
This is a messenger RNA of Suillus paluster, 1773 nucleotides long. Its product is annotated as PXA domain-containing protein. The record is from RefSeq and is a predicted model, not a curated record. Gene Ontology annotation, molecular function: phosphatidylinositol binding. Lineage: Eukaryota; Fungi; Basidiomycota; Agaricomycetes; Boletales; Suillaceae. The coding region runs from base 18 to 1655 and encodes 545 amino acids. Gene Ontology annotation, cellular component: intracellular membrane-bounded organelle. The transcript is spliced from 3 exons.